Molecule: messenger RNA, 5260 nt
Organism: Scophthalmus maximus (turbot)
Lineage: Eukaryota; Metazoa; Chordata; Actinopteri; Pleuronectiformes; Scophthalmidae
Product: progestin and adipoQ receptor family member 3
Exons: 8
Coding region: 222-1145 (307 amino acids)
Cellular component (GO): membrane
Molecular function (GO): signaling receptor activity
Source: RefSeq, a predicted model, not a curated record
CUAAUUGGAGAGAGACGUAAUUGCUUCCUCCCCAGACCACUGAGUGCACUGGGUCAGUAAGCGUGCAGAGGAUCACUCGCGCCCGUUCACUUCUCAGGACUUUCUGAAAGGAGGAUGACGAACGCACCUGUCUCCGGUUAGUGGAAGUAUCACGACGGCUCUGGCCGAAAAGACGAUCCCUGCCUCGCCCUGCCCUGUGCCAGAGGAGCUGUGUGGACAAGAUGCUGCUGAAGACCUCCCACUACAUCGAGCUGGGCAGCUACCAGCACUGGCCCGUGCUGAUCCCCCAGAGGAUCAGGCUGUACACCUACGAGCAGAUCCCCCUCUUCCUCAAGGAGAACCCCUUCAUCACGGACGGAUACAGGGCCCACCUGCCCUCCAAGCUCUGCCUCAAGAGUAUUUUCAUUCUGUCCAAUGAGACGGUGAAUAUCUGGAGCCACCUGCUCGGCUUCCUCCUCUUCUUCUCUCUGGGGGUCAACGACAUCUCCACUGUGCUGCCUGCCUCCGGAGCCAAGAGGGAGGACUACGUCAUCUACACCAUAGGGCUGUUCUGCUUCCAGGUGUGCAUGUUGUGCUCGGUGGGAUAUCACAUGUUUUCGUGCCACCGAUCGGAGAAGACCUGCCGUCGCUGGCUGGCGUUGGACUACGCGGGCAUCUCUGUUGGCAUCUUGGGCUGCUACGUACCUGGGAUCUUCUAUGCCUUCUACUGUAACGCUUUUUGGCGACAGGUCUAUCUGUUGACUGUGCUCUCCCUGAUCCUGGCCGUCUUCUGCGCUCAGGUCCACCCGCGUUACCUCAGCAACGACUGGCAACGCAUACGCGUGGCCAUCUUCUGCUGCGUUGCUGGCAUCAGUGUGAUUCCUGCGUGCCACUGGGUCUGGCUCACUGACGGAAUCAGCUCUGAUGUUGUACAGCUGUUCCUGCCUCGUGUGAUGGGAAUGUACCUGAUCGCCGGAUCCGCCUUCCUGUUCUACGUCACCAAAAUCCCUGAGCGCUACUUUCCUGGCCAGCUGAACUACCUGGGCGCCAGCCACCAGGUGUGGCACGUACUGGUGGUUGCGAUGUUUUACUGGUGGCACCAGACGGCCGUGCACAUCAUGCGCUUCAGGCACAGUCAGCCGUGCCCGACCCGCAGCAGCAGCUAAGUGAAGAAUGAUCAAAUGAUGAAAUCGGUUGUGGGUUAAUAACCAAUUAAAAGUCAUCAUGAUAAUAUUCGAAACAUACCAAUUUCCAGUUUAAAUAUCUGUUGGGUAGAAGUUACUACCUGAAGGUCUGUCAACCACUAAGUAGCAGAAGCUAUUAGCUUUCUAAAAACUGAGUAUACUGUGACAGUAUUGAGUAGCUAUUAGCUUUCACUGAGCAACGGUUACUAUGUAGAUGCUGGUCGCUGGCCAGUCUACAGGCCAGUAACCUUUCUUUAAGUCUUCUUUAUCAGACAUGCACUGAGUACGUGAGAAAGCAAAAAUCUGAAAUGUUGCUCCUGGACAUUUUCAGGAUCUUUUCCUGCUUGCCCCCUUGUAAAACGUCCGGAGUGUGCCCAUGUGAAAAUACAGCAGGAAAAUAUCUGGGAAAGAUCCACGGCGAGCGAGUUGGCGCUCUACCCCUCACCUGAAUUUUUUCGGAAAUGUUCCUGAUGUCCUGUGACCUCAUAUAGCCCCGACAAUCUCCUGCUGCGUUCAGCAUAUGUGAACUCCGGCGAAGGUCCGGACCCAAUUUACCGGACAUUUUCCGGAAUUCAUGUCUGAGAACAGCUCAAGAAACAGUUGGUAUCACAUAACAAGUGGCCAGGCAACUUGGAUUAUCUUAAUAAAAGCGCAGUAGCCCGGAGCCUGUACUGGUUCCGAGCUCUUGGCUGGUAAGUGAUGCAGCUGCACCUCAAAGCCCCCUCCUAUCCCUGGAAAAUACAGCGUGCAACCCCCUGGUGUUGCAUUGUAACGAUUAGAUCAAUGCAUGGAGCAGGAAUAUUUUUUUAAAAUUAUGACAUUAAACAAUCUUUUGGUGUUAUCGAUAAUCAACAUCUCUCAGUUAACAUAAAGGCCUCCUGUGUGAACAAUGACUUGUGACUUGGUUCAUGUGUCACUCAUGUGCGCAAGAUUCGAUCAUAUGACUCGUGUGGACUGUAAAUUCAACAUUUGCAUUUGCUGGUCCCUGGAGAAUCUAAAAUAUUUUAAUCUUUUGAACAAAUCGUUAAAGGUCAAUCAGUUUGCAGAAUAAAAAAUAAAAAAAUGUUGGGAGCGGUUAUUUUAAUCUUUGGAACAAAUAUACGGAUGUUUUUAUUAAUGUAAUUUCAAGGGGGAAAAUGGACUACUGUAUGCCUUUCAUACACAAGUGGACAACACUUAUUGUGCAUAUUACAGCAUAUUACUAGAUAAUUUCUGUGAAGGCACGUUUUUGCGGACAGUCGGGUGAGCGGUAGCACAGUCACACGCCACGUCGGCAUUAUCACCUAUCGUCUGUAGUUGUUAUCAGGUCACACCUGGAUCACUUCUGUGGCUCUUCGGUCAUAAAGUCUUCCGUAAAAGGCUCGGCGAGAGAAAGACGAUCAUCGACUUGAUGCUUCUGUUCGACUAAGGCCAGUAUUGAGUCGUUACACGUACCUCAGAUGGCUAUCAUUCUCCUUCAUUUUUUGUGUUUAUUUCUAAAACAAUGUUUGUUAAAUAAUUUGCCUUAUAGUGUUUGAGUAUUGUUUACACACUUACUGUUACAAUCUGUUUUCUGGUCAAGAGGCGGAACAUAAACCAGAAAAAAAUUAUCAAACUCAGAUCAAAUAUCAUCUUUGCUGUUACACAAAAAGGCCAGUAUGUUGGGGGUUUUUUUCAUAGUGAGAUUUAAUAUUAAGAACAACUGCAGAACUGUAAAAUUAACUUCAUUUUGCCUUUUUUUUAGUUUUGAAUGUGUGUUUUAAUUUUGUGAACAUUACCCUUUGAUUAUCGCAAACUGCUCGACCUUUUCUUGUGAAUGAACUCCUGAUUGUUUUUUGCUUGUUUGUAUGAUGGCACUGACUUACAAGAUGUACAAUAUUUAUUUCAGUGCCUCUGAAAAUAUAUUUUCAAACAUUUUAAAUGAAUAAAGAAUGCUGGGAAAUAAUUUGUUAGUGAGUUUAUAUUUUGAGAACUCUAUCAUUUCAUUUAAAUUAUUAUUAUUUUGAUAAAAGUUGCCCAUUUACAAUAAAGAGUUAAUCAGACUAAACCCUUAUUAUAUUUAUAUUCAUGUACAGAAACCUCAUCCGUGUUGUUUGGGCUUUGAGGGUGGAAAGUUUUCGGUUCAGUUUUCCGCUCAGCGAUUAACUCAAAUAAUAAUUUGCCUUAAAACCAUCAUUUCAUCUCCUCACGUAGUAAUGAAUGUUUGUGCAGAAGGUGUCUGACAAGUAAUGAUGGAAAAUCCUCCUGAUCUCAAAGGUUGAUUUUCAACAGGUUUAUCAUUUUACGCACAACAACAAACUUAUUAGCAGCCAGCUAGCUUACUUUAGCGUAACGAGCCUGUCCGCAGGGAGCGAUAUCUGCCCACCAAUGCUUGGAAACCUUACGAAUUUAAAGUGUUACCUCUUAUUUGUUGAAUCCAUAGACAACAAACAAAAAGGUGUUCAAAAACAAAAAACUUGUAAUAAUGCCCUUUUGUCAUUUAUACCAUAUGAUGCAUUACUACACUGACCUAACAACAUCAUGAUGGUGUAAAUUUUUUUUAAAUUUAUUUUAAACUGCAUAAUGUCAAUGUCUGACAUCCUGGUGACUUUGUGACCAUAUGACAUCACAUGAUGGGGAAUCAUUUUAAAAAAGAAAAGGUUCAGAUUGUCUCUUGUCAUACUUUUUGUGGAGAUGUGUUAUGGGAAUUUUUUUUUUUUUUUACCAUAUUUUUAUUGACCUUGAGCUUUGACUAGCUUAAAUUUAAUCGUCUGGAGAUCCCCACCCAAGUGAUACUCCCACCAGGUUUGGUGAAAAUUCAGAUGGAGGAGAAAAAAAUACCCUGCUCACACAGCUAAGCUUAUUGAGCCUUACUUAUACAUUACAUGGUGCUUGUGACAUGUGCAUGACUUCACACAUGUUAACUUAAUGAAUCAUUGACAGUCUUGGUUGAGACAAACCAACCGACCGACUCUUUCCAUGUUUACAGUUAAUAAUUAAAACACAACUGAAUGUGUGUCUGUUUUGGAGACAGGCAGUAACUUGAAAUCCUGUUGCGAUGCUAUCUUUUCAAAAUGACUGACCAUGCAACAAGACAUACUGUACAGUCUGUGUUUGAAAUUAUGAUGAUGAUGUUUGCAAAUAAUAGCCAUAAUAACCUGACCUCACAGACUAAUGGAUAGUUGUGUGGAACGUGACAAAGGUUGUCUACACAUAUAAUCAUUUUGGGGAAACAAGUCAGCUGUCAUUUAAAUGAUUUUUAAUUUUGAAUAUGUAGUUGAUUUGAAAAUAGUUUAAUCAGCAACAAAGUUUACACUUUCAUAUACUGUAUAUGAAUGUAGCUGUGAUUCCUCUGUGACAAAAGGUUGAGCUGCAGUGACAAAAAAUGCAACUUUGCAUUCACUAAAAGGUUUCCUCGAUAUUUUUCUUUGAAAAUUCCAUUAUUAAUGACAUUGUCCCUUUUAUUUCCAUUAAAAAACGUUUACACUGAAGUCUGUAGAUUAUCUAGAAAACUAAAGACAGUUUUUUUUUUUUCAAAUCAGAGUUCUUCAAAUGUCAUAUGAAAGUUGUGGGCAACAUCAGUGUACUAUAACAACAUCGAUUACUGCAGCUUUAAUAUUCCUUCCUUUGAUAUCAUACUGUACAUGUAUACUAAUGUUACUAAUGCCAACAAUAAAGGCACAGACGCAAGUGCAUCAUAAAAAUCUAAUCAGUUUAAUUCAAGUAUUGAACAUUAAGGCAGUGUUUGUAUUGUGUCUAAAAUGAAAUUUAGAGCCCUACAAAAAAUGUAGCCACUACCAUGAUUCAAGUUGAGUUAUUACAUGGAAAUGUUUGAUGAGAAAAAAUAAAUUUAUGAAAUUACAAAAUGAUAAUGCUCAUUGCUGACAAACAAUAAUGUCAACAUCUUAUUACAAUCCACUUCACCUGCUCAUCUGUUUGACCUGAACGUGUUCACAUCUUAGUAAAAACACAUCAUACUUGGCACCUUGGGGAAUACCACUCACCUCUGGACUCAUGGAUAAGAGCCCUUUAUGGACAUUUACAAAGGCUUGAAGUGAUACAAAAAGGGGAGAAAUAGCUUAGUGACACAAGAUAUUAACCUGGGGGGGGGGGGGGGGGGGGGGAUCUCUAACAUUUAU